GUUGUGACUCGCUUGGGUGUGUCGCGAGUGUCACGAUGAGGCUGUUUGGCGUUGUUUUUGCUUUCGCCGUUCUUGGUUCGGUUACGAGUCAGAGGACUCCUACAAUAUCAUAUAUUUCACAAGAGCAAAUCAAGGACAUCGGUGGAACUGUUGAGUUUCAGUGUUCGGUCCAGCAUGCCCAAGAUUUUCCAGUUUUAUGGAUAAAAGACAAGAGAGAAAGUGGUCACGAUCAAUUACCACUUUCGACUAACUCAGCUUUGAUCGUGCGAGAUAGUAGAUUCUCUUUGAGACACGAUAAAGCAUCCUCUACUUACAAUUUGCAGAUCAAGGAUAUUCAGGAAACGGACGCUGGGUUCUACCAGUGCCAGGUCUUAAUCUCAGUAAACAACAAAAUCUCCGCCGAAGUAGAAUUACAAGUCCGCAGACCGCCAAUUAUCAGCGACAAUUCCACGCGUUCCCUUGUUGUCAGCGAAGGUCAACCCGUGCAGCUGGAAUGUUAUGCCUUUGGGUUUCCAACUCCAAGGAUAUCUUGGCGCAGAGAGAACAACGCCAUUUUGCCCACUGGUGGCUCCAUCUACAGAGGCAACACGUUAAAGAUAUCAGCUAUUCGGAAGGAAGACCGAGGAACGUAUUAUUGUGUUGCUGAAAACGGUGUUGGACGCGGAGCGAGGCGCAACAUCAACGUUGAAGUCGAAUUUGCGCCAGUGAUUACAGCGCCACGCCCUCGACUCGGUCAAGCUUUGCAGUACGACAUGGAUUUGGAGUGUCACGUGGAGGCCUAUCCUCCGCCGGCCAUAGUUUGGCUGAAAGAUGACGUUCAAUUGACCAAUAGUCAGCAUUACAGCAUAUCGCAUUUCGCAACUGCGGAUGAGUACACCGAUACAACGAUUCGAGUGAUUACUAUCGAGAAAAGACAAUAUGGCGAGUUCGUCUGCAGGGCUGCCAACAAAUUGGGUACCGCCGAGACCAAAGUUGAACUGUUCGAAACCAUUAUUCCUGUUUGUCCACCGGCUUGUGGUCAAGCCCACUAUGGAUCAGGCGUAAUUCCAAUUUCUUCAGGACCUUUGAUAGCCUUAGCUGUAAUUGUUGCAACAAUGUUGAGAAAUUUCUAUGCCAAAUAUUAAUUACCCAGGGCUACAAUGGGCAGCUGCACGUCGUUGCAUCGCAUCUAAAUGGUUACUCGCAUUGUUGGGCAUCGCCAUUUUCUCUAGAUUCUAAACACUUAAGGGCUGCAGUUUAACGUCUAAUUGAAGUUAUCGUGCGUUUAUUUUUCUAGUUACUUGCAUUGGACAAGUGAGACAAAUGUAACAACCCGUUUUGUAUCGCCACUAGGGUCCAACAAUGUACGAGAGUUGGCUGCGUCGAGUACCAACAUUCCAAUUACGCGUAAAAAUGCGUUACGACAAAAGUGAACGCAGAUUGUCCUGCGUUAAUCUCUUGUCAUUAUCAGUACAACUGACUUGACGAAGGGAUACUCGGAUAUUAAUGUUAUUAACAUGUUUGAUAUUGAAUUACUUGCGAUUGAAUUGGCCAUUAUAGACAUCGCACGAGUCCAAUUUCUGAUAAGUAAACGAUUGUUUUUUUAAUCCUUUAUUUUACAAUGUAAAUUAAACGAGUACAUUUUAUAUCAACUUGACGGUAGAUAAUUGAGUACAACGGUUACUUUCACUGCCACAUUCGUAAUCACUUUAUGGUACUUACAACCAGGGUUGGGUAAGUAUAAUACGUCAUGUAAUAUACGUGGUUCUCUACGUGUAUAUUACAACGUAUAGUACGUCCAAAGUUUUCUACGCGAGCGCAAAGUACAUUGCGCUCUUUUCUUUUUAUUUAGAAAUUUCAUAUUAAACAGAGUUAAGUCGAAAGAACUUGAGCACAAACGCCGAAUGCAUUAUUUCUUAAGAAUUCUUACGUGUUUAUAUGCGCGCUAAAAGACGUUAACCUCGGGAAUACAUAUAUCAUGCAUCCGUGGAAUCCGCCAUAUUGAAAACCUAAAAGCGCCAAAUUAAUCCAUUGUUCCUUAUAAUAUUUCCGUGUUUACAUGCGUGCUAAAAGACGUUUAUACCUAGCAGACGCCGUAUAUCGUCCAUCUGCGGCAUUCCUCAUAUUGGAAACGUAAUUUCCUGGUUUUCUACGGUUUUCUCCGGUAAACUACUUUGUUACGUAAUGGACGUGAAGAGUCUCGAAAAAUGGGGAAUUACC
Molecule: messenger RNA, 2199 nt
Organism: Orussus abietinus
Lineage: Eukaryota; Metazoa; Arthropoda; Insecta; Hymenoptera; Orussidae
Gene: Lac
Product: lachesin
Exons: 6
Coding region: 36-1124 (362 amino acids)
Cellular component (GO): neuron projection
Source: RefSeq, a predicted model, not a curated record